AUGCCACCCAAGAAGAAGGCCCCCGUUUAUGUCCUUGGCGUUGGCAUGACUAAGUUCAUCAAGCCCCGAGGAAAGGUGGACUACACUGAGCUGGGUUUCGAGGCGGGUAUCAAGGCUAUGCUGGAUGCACAAAUCACCUAUGACGAUGUGGAACAGGGCUUUGCAUGCUACUGUUAUGGCGAUUCUACAUGUGGGCAAAGAGUGUUCUAUCAAUUUGGCAUGACACAAAUCCCCAUUGUGAACGUGAACAACAACUGCUCGACCGGCUCGACCGGCUUGGCUCUCGGGAGAAACGCUGUAGCUCAUGGUGGCGCCGACUGUGUCCUGGUUGUGGGCUUCGAGAAGAUGAUGCGCGGAAGUCUGCAGAGCUUCUUCAACGACAGAGAAAACCCAACUGGCACAUCUGUUCAAAUGAUGGCAGAAACUAGAGGCAUCACCAAUUCUCCCGGAGCCGCUCAAAUGUUUGGCAACGCGGGACGGGAAUAUAUGGAGAAAUACGGCGCAAAGGCAGAGGAUUUCGCAGAGAUCGCUAGAAUCAAUCAUGAACACUCCGGCCGCAAUCCGUACUCACAAUUUCAGGACGUCUACACAUUGGACCAGGUACUAAAAGCGCCAAUGAUCCAUGAACCUCUUACCAAGCUUCAGUGUUGCCCAACUUCGGACGGCGGUGCAGCUGCUGUCCUUGUUUCUCAGGACUUUUUGGAUGCGCGACCGCACCUCAAAGACCAGGCGAUACUGAUCGCUGGCCAAACCCUGGCCACUGAUGCUCCUAGUUUGUUCUCGAAGAGCUCGAUUGACUUGAUGGGUUAUGAGAUGUCCCAAUAUGCCGCAAAGACUGCUAUGGCAGAAGCUGGAGUCCAACCCAGUGACUUUCAGAUCUGCGAGCUACAUGAUUGCUUCUCGGCCAACGAGAUGAUAACGAUAGACGCCCUUGGCCUUUGUGAGAAAGGCAAGGCGCACGAGAUGGUACGAAACGGUGACAUAACCUAUGGUGGUAGGAUGGUUAUUAACCCAUCUGGUGGUCUCAUCUCUAAAGGUCACCCGCUCGGCGCGACCGGUAUCGCGCAAUGUGCUGAACUUGUCUGGCAUUUGAGAGGAUGGGCCAACAACAGAGGGGUCCCGCACACCAAGUAUGCGCUGCAGCACAACCUCGGACUUGGCGGAGCUGCUGUCGUGACUGUCUACUGCCGACCUGAUAGGAGUGAGGCGCCCAAGGUUGACUCCGCCACCGUGGGAAAGAUCAAUAAGCUCGGAUACAAUCCAGCCGUGCAAGCCAAGGGCUUCACUGCUGCACAGGCAAUAGCUGUACGGAGCAAGGAUAGGUCGAGCGCUUGGGCUUUGCAAGAUACCGAAAAGAAGGUGGAAGCUAGAUUCUAG
Molecule: messenger RNA, 1377 nt
Organism: Truncatella angustata
Lineage: Eukaryota; Fungi; Ascomycota; Sordariomycetes; Amphisphaeriales; Sporocadaceae
Product: thiolase-like protein
Exons: 2
Coding region: 1-1377 (458 amino acids)
Molecular function (GO): acyltransferase activity, transferring groups other than amino-acyl groups
Source: RefSeq, a predicted model, not a curated record